AUGCCCAAAGGCAAGAUACCAGAAUUUGUGCCUGGCACCAACUGGUCGUCAUGGAUAGAGCGCCUGGAGUUCUACUAUGAAGCCAACAACAUAGUGGAAUCCUCCAAGAAGGCCCUGGUGGCCCCAAAGAAGCCUUCCGAGGUGGACUUAGUGGACAUCGUCAAGCUACUGACCCAGCACUUCGACCCCAGGCCUUCCGAGUUACUUGGCCGUUAUCGUUUCCAGAAACGAGACCAGCUUCCUAACGAAUCCGUCAAAGACUAUGUGACAGCUCUGCGAACCUUGGCAAAGGAAUGCAACUUUGGCAACGCAGACUCCACGACGGCAGAACGCGAGGCGUCGGGCGGUAGCACGAAGGUCGAAUACAAGGCUACCUUUGGAAGUGAUGCUGCGAGACAGACUGCUGAGGAUAAGCUAACGUUUAAGAAAGCCUACGAACUCGCGUUGACGGCUAAAUCAGCAAGAGACCAGCAGAGGCAGAUACAAGGCAGUCAGCAACAGGCUGACACUUUCGCUGUAAAUCGUCAGAAUGUUCAUGAGGGCAUCACAAGCAAGCCGCCUCAGUGCUUCCGAUGUUUAGCAGAUCAUAAGGCCGAGAAGUGUUUCUUCAAAAAUGCCACGUGUAACAUCUGCCGCGAGAAGGGCCACAUCGCCAAAGCUUGUCUCUCUAAAAAGGCUAAGGCACCAGAGUACCAAGGAAGCCAUUGUUUAGAAGAGAAAAAUGAGGUGUUCGAUGAACAGGACGACUGCGACUACCUCUUUACUAUUUUUCACACAAAACCACAGAUGACAACCACACCAAGGUUCGUCGUGACAGUCCGACUUUCUGGUCGGCCACUCGAGAUGGAAGUAGACUCGGGAGCCGCGUUCUCUAUAAUAAGUGGAGCGACUUUUGCUCGCCUUUGGCCUCAGGAUGCCCCGGUGUUAAGAGAACGCAAGCUUGCUCUACGGACAUGGUCGGCAGAAUGCCUAGACAUCAUGGGCUCCAUGCUCAUCGAGGUUUCCUUCAGAAAAAUCAAAGCCCAGCUGCCUUUGCUCGUGGCUGGAGGAGUUGGAGCCAGUUUGUUAGGAAGAAAGUGGUUCGAAAAACUGGGAAUUACGAUGCAUGGGGUCAACAAUCUCACGGGAACAACCAUGGAAGACAUCUUAGCCAAGUUCUCUGGGGUGUUCGACGGCGAUCUCACUGGACAUUCAGGCCCACCUGUACGCAUCGACUAG
Rhipicephalus sanguineus (brown dog tick) is the source of this 1218-nucleotide messenger RNA. RefSeq lists its product as uncharacterized. Bases 1 to 1218 code for a protein of 405 amino acids. The transcript is spliced from 3 exons. NCBI's taxonomy places the organism in Eukaryota, Metazoa, Arthropoda, Arachnida, Ixodida, Ixodidae. The record is from RefSeq and is a predicted model, not a curated record.